Molecule: messenger RNA, 13592 nt
Organism: Rhinichthys klamathensis goyatoka
Lineage: Eukaryota; Metazoa; Chordata; Actinopteri; Cypriniformes; Leuciscidae
Gene: prx
Product: periaxin
Exons: 8
Coding region: 194-12637 (4147 amino acids)
Biological process (GO): peripheral nervous system myelin maintenance; regulation of RNA splicing
Cellular component (GO): nucleus; cytoplasm
Molecular function (GO): protein binding
Source: RefSeq, a predicted model, not a curated record
CCCCCAACAAAGAAAGCCGAAUGCACACUCUGUUUGGAUCCCUGACCCCCUCCUGUAUGUGUUAGCCCUCUCUUCCCGAGUCAGUGCCCGUCUCCCCUUCACGCUCGCUGGAAGCGAUCUGCUCACAGAGACCCGGCCCGAGGCCUGACCCGUAGUAGCGCUGCGUGGGAUGCAUGUUCAGUGUGUGUGAGCCAUGUGUGAGUGUCUGCGAGGGAUCUUCCGGAUCACCUGGACACCCUCUUCAGAUGCAGACUCUGACAGAGAGGACAGUCAUGGGAAUCCAGAAGCCAGAGAUUCUCCCGUAAAGAACAAAAGACGCUCUCCCCCCUCAGAUAGACCUCCUUUUGGCCCUCAUCUAAGUACACACCACAGCAUCUCUGCUGAUGAACAGGACAGCCCAGAGCGAAUUGUUCAGAAGGAAAAACUCCAUGCAGAACUAAAACAAGUUUUGAGUCAGAAGAGAAGCCAGCUUAGAGACACCCAAUCCACCCUCAGAGACAUGGAGGAACCCCCCAACACAGACAAUAAGAAUGGGGCGGAAAAGGAUAACCAGUUGUCAGAGCUCGUGGAAGUGGUUGUUGAAACACAGGCUGAAGUUGGAGCUAGUGGGUACAGUGUGGUGGGUGGAGGGGAGCGUGGCAUCUUUAUCCAAGAGGUCUUGAGAGACUCCCCAGCAGCAAAGCACCUCAGCCUACAGAAAGGAGAUCAGCUGCUAAGUGCCAGGGUGUAUUUUGAUAACGUGAAAUAUGAGGACGCAUUAAAAAUUCUUCAGUGUGCAGAACCCUACAAAGUGUCCUUCUUUUUGAAGAGGACUGUGCCAGGAAGUGAAGUCAGCAUUCGUCCAGGUGCACAAAGUCUUGAGCUCAGAGGACCUAAGGCCAAGAUGCAAAGAAUGAGCGUCAAAACCGUGAAACCGUUCAAAGCCAAGAAAAGGAGAGGAGGAAGAUUUGGAUUGAAAAGACUGAAAGAAAACAAAAAAGCAAAAGCACAGGCAGAGCUGGACACUGAGGGCUCACCAGCCAAAUCAGACCUCAGUCCAGUUGAUGUUGAGUUUGUAUUCCCAAAGUUCAAGAUGAGGAAAGGUGGGAGGGCCACUGCAGAUGUAUCAGGACAUAUGGAGGGCGUGAUCCCUAGUAGCAAGAAGAAGAAGGAGAUGAGAUUUCCAAAAAUAAAAGUCAUGGAUGCUGCUGUCGGUGAAGGGAAUGUCAAUGUAGAUGUUGCAACACAUGAGGGAGAGGCCUCUGCAACAAAGAUGAAGGUCAAGGCGAAAGGUCCAAAAUUUGGAAUGAAUUUCUCCAAAUUGAAAAAGUCAAAAUUAGAUGUACAAUCUUCAAAUGACAGCUUUGAGGUGAAGGGCCUAGAGGCCAGAACUAAGCCUCCGUCAGUAGAGUGCGAUUUGAACAUGCCUCAGGGCAAAGCUGAAACUAAUGUUCCUAAUCUUGAGGUUAGUGUUAAAGGAAAAGGACAGGGUCCUGAGAUAAAAAUGCCAAAGAUGAAUUUAGAUGUCUCAGAUACAAAGAUGACAAUCCCAAAGUUUAAACUGCCAAAGGUAAGACUUUCUUGUCAUUCUGAUGAAAUUGAUGGAGAGGCAAAUAAACAAAACGAUACAUAUGAAAGUAAACUGAAAACGCCCAAGAUUGACAUCAAAGCACCAAAUGUGGAUUUAGACUUGCAUCUCUCAAAAACUAAGGGCAUGGCUGAAUUCAAAGAUGCUGAAAAAAUCAACCCGGCCAAACUUGACACAUCAUUACCAAAGCUUAACCUUGAUGCAAAACUUGGAGAUGACAUUGAUGGAUCCAUGGUCAAAGAGCAUAUGAUUUCUCUCCCCCAACUUGACAUUGCAGUGCCCAAGAUAGAGACAUCAGACGUGGACAUGGGUCUUCCUACAUUAGAUGUGACAUUACCAAAGAUGGCUGCAAAAAACAUUGAUACUGAGAGACAUGCAAGUACUGGGGUAAAAUUUAAAGUGACAAAAUUAGACAUCUCUCUUCCAAAAAUAACAUCCCCUGAGGGUGAAGUGAUAGUUGUAGAACCUGAAGCAAAAACUGGAAAAUAUCACCAGCCAAAUAUCAUUAUUUCAUUACCAAAAGGUAAAGCAGAAGAAAAAGUGGAAGGUUAUACUAAGAAAGGAGCAAAGGUCGACAUUUCUUUACCAAAAGAAACAUUAGAGGAGGGUGCCGAUAUUGAGGGCCAGUUUGGAAAAGGGGGAAAGUUUAAAAUGCCUAGCUUAGGUGUCUCCCUACCUGAUGUAAAAUUUCCUGAGCACGCCAUUACUGAGGGGCCUGAAAUAAAAGCAGGAAAAUUGAGUAAGCCAUCCAUUGAAAUUUCACUUCCUAAAGGCAAAACAGAGGGAAAUGUUGAGGUUGGAGAACCAUCUGGGAAAGGAGGCAAAUUCAAAAUGCCACAUCUAGAUGCUUCACUUCCAAAAAUGAAAUUAUCCACAGGUAAAAUCAAUACUGAGGAUCCAGAGGUCAAAGUUGAGAAAUUCCAAAUGCCAUCCGUUGAUAUAUCAUUACCAAAAGGAAACGUAAAGGCUGGCGUUGAGAUCGAGGGUCAUUCUGGUAAAGCGGAAAUGCCCAAAAUUGAUCUGAAAAUGCCAUUGCUAGAGGGUAAAAUCAUUUCUGAAAGUCAUGAAGUAAGCAUUUCUGGAGUUGAUAUUUCAUUACCAAAAGGAAAAACACAUGAACACAAUAAUCUUGAGGUUGAGCAUGGAGAUAAGUUUCAAAUUCCUAAAUUUGAUACAAGUCUACCUAAACUCAAAUCAGGAGAAAGUGAUAUUGAUGUUAAAAGACCCAAUACCAAAGUUGGGAAGUUUCACAUGCCAGAAAUCGAUAUUUCCUUGCAACAUAUAAAAGAUGAAAGAGAUAUUAAUGUGGAUCCCUCUGGUAAAUGUGGAAGGGUUGAAAUGCCAAAGAUUGAUAUCCCUCUGCCUGAAGUGAAAGCUCCUGGUGUUGAGAUUUCUUUGCCAAAAAUGAAGUCAUCCCAGGGUGACAUUAGUUUUGAAGGGCCUGAUAGCAAAAGAUUCAACAUCCCAUCCGUUGAUGUAUCAUUUCCAAAAGUAACAGGCACUGGUGAUGUUGAUGUCAAGAGACAUUCUGGGAAAAUAGGGAAGUUCGAUAUGCCAAAACAGGUUAUUAACUUACCACAAAUGAAAUCAACAGAGACUAAAAUCAAUAUGGAAGCACCUGAAGUGAAAGGUGGAGAUUUGCCAGAUGUUGACAUUUCUCUUCCACAAGGAAAAGUAAAGGGAGAUGUCAUCGUCAAAAAGGGAGGAAAGUUUCAAAUGCCCAAAUUAGAUCUUUCACUUCCGAGGAUGAAAUCCAAACCAGUACAUGUCAAUGUUAAAGGACCUGAGUCAAAAGGAAACACAGUUCACACACCUUCCAUUGACAUUUCUUUGCCUAAAGUUAAAGCUGAGACAAACGUUGAUAUUGAAGGUCAUUCUGGAACAGAUGUAAAGUUUGAAAUGCCAAAAAUUGAUAAUUCAAUGCCAAAAGUGAAAGCUCCAGAAGGAAAAAUGAGAGCUGAAGCUCCUCAGAUCCCAGGAGGAAAGUUAAAUACGCCAUCAAUUGAAAUGUCCUAUCCAAAAGGGAAGGUAAAAGGACACACUGACCUUGAAGGCAAAACGACAGGGGCAAGUAAAGGUGGAAAAUUUCACAUGCCCUCUAUAGAUAUCUCUCUGCCAGGAGGAAUAUCAGGAGGAGAUGUAGAUGUUGAAGGACAUGCAGGAAAAGGAGGAAAAUUUGAAAUGCCCAAAUUCGAUGUUCCCUUGCCUAAAUUAAAACCAUCAGGGGGUGAAAUCGACAUUGAAGGUCCUGAUAUCAAAGGUGGAAAGUUUCACAUGCCCUCUAUAGAUAUAUCUCUACCAAGAGAAGGAGCAGGAGGAGAUGUAGAUGUUGAAGGACAUGCAGGAAAAGGAGGGAAAUUUGAAAUGCCUAAAUUUGAUGUGUCCUUGCCUAAAUUAAAACCCUCAGGAGGUGAAAUUAAUGUUGAAGGUCCUGAUAUCAAAGGUGGAAAGUUUCACAUGCCCUCUAUAGAUAUAUCUCUACCAAGAGGAGGAGCAGGAGGAGAUGUAGAUGUUGAAGGACAUGCAGGAAAAGGAGGAAAGUUUGAAAUGCCUAAAUUUGAUGUGUCCUUGCCUAAAUUAAAACAAUCAGGAGGUGAAAUCAAUGUUGAAGGUCCUGAUGUCAAAGGUGGAAAGUUUCACAUGCCCUCUAUAGAUAUCUCUCUACCAAGAGGAGGAGGAGGAGGAGAUGUAGAUGUUGAAGGACAUACAGGAAAAGGAGGAAAAUUUGAAAUGCCUAAAUUUGAUGUGUCCUUGCCUAAAUUAAAACCAUCAGGUGGUGAAAUCAAUGUUGAAGGUCCCGAUAUCAAAGGUGGAAAGUUUCACAUGCCCUCUAUAGAUAUCUCUCUACCAAGAGGAGGAGCAGGAGGAGAUGUAGAUGUUGAAGGACAUGCAGGAACAGGAGGAAAAUUUGAAAUGCCUAAAUUUGAUGUGUCCUUGCCUAAAUUACAACCAUCAGGAGGUGAAAUCAAUGUUGAAGGUCCUGAUGUCAAAGGUGGAAAGUUUCACAUGCCCUCUAUAGAUAUCUCUCUACCAAGAGGAGGAGCAGGAGGAGAUGUAGAUGUUGAAGGACAUGCAGGAAAAGGAGGAAAAUUUGAAAUGCCUAAAUUUGAUGUGUCCUUGCCUAAAUUAAAACCAUCAGGAGGUGAAAUCAAUGUUGAAGGUCCUGAUGUCAAAGGUGGAAAGUUUCACAUGCCCUCUAUAGAUAUCUCUCUACCAAGAGGAGGAGCAGGAGGAGAUGUAGAUGUUGAAGGACAUGCAGGAAAAGGAGGAAAAUUUGAAAUGCCUAAAUUUGAUGUGUCUUUGCCUAAAUUAAAACCAUCAGGAGGUGAAAUCAAUGUUGAAGGUCCCGAUAUCAAAGGUGGAAAGUUUCACAUGCCCUCUAUAGAUAUCUCUCUACCAAGAGGAGGAGCAGGAGGAGAUGUAGAUGUUGAAGGACAUGCAGGAAAAGGAGGAAAAUUUGAAAUGCCUAAAUUUGAUGUGUCCUUGCCUAAAUUAAAACCAUCAGGAGGUGAAAUCAAUGUUGAAGGUCCCGAUAUCAAAGGUGGAAAGUUUCACAUGCCCUCUAUAGAUAUCUCUCUACCAAGAGGAGGAGGAGGAGGAGAUGUAGAUGUUGAAGGACAUGCAGGAAAAGGAGGGAAAUUUGAAAUGCCUAAAUUUGAUGUGUCCUUGCCUAAAUUAAAACCCUCAGGAGGUGAAAUUAAUGUUGAAGGUCCCGAUAUCAAAGGUGGAAAGUUUCACAUGCCCUCUAUAGAUAUCUCUCUACCAAGAGGAGGAGCAGGAGGAGAUGUAGAUGUUGAAGGACAUGCAGGAAAAGGAGGAAAAUUUGAAAUGCCUAAAUUUGAUGUGUCCUUGCCUAAAUUAAAACAAUCAGGAGGUGAAAUCAAUGUUGAAGGUCCAGAUGUCAAAGGUGGAAAGUUUCACAUGCCCUCUAUAGAUAUCUCUCUACCAAGAGGAGGAGCAGGAGGAGAUGUAGAUGUUGAAGAACAUGCAGGAAAAGGAGGAAAAUUUAAAAUGCCUAAAUUUGAUGUGUCCUUGCCUAAAUUAAAACCAUCAGGAGGUGAAAUCAAUGUUGAAGGUCCCGAUAUCAAAGGUGGAAAGUUUCACAUGCCCUCUAUAGAUAUCUCUCUACCAAGAGGAGGAGGAGGAGACGUAGAUGUUGAAGGACAUGCAGGAAAAGGAGGAAAAUUUGAAAUGCCUAAAUUUGAUGUGUCCUUGCCUAAAUUAAAACCAUCAGGAGGUGAAAUCAAUGUUGAAGGUCCUGAUGUCAAAGGUGGAACGUUUCACAUGCCCUCUAUAGAUAUCUCUCUACCAAGAGGAGGAGCAGGAGGAGAUGUAGAUGUUGAAGGACAUGCAGGAAAAGGAGGAAAAUUUGAAAUGCCUAAAUUUGAUGUGUCCUUGCCUAAAUUAAAACCAUCAGGAGGUGAAAUCAAUGUUGAAGGUCCCGAUAUCAAAGGUGGAAAGUUCCACAUGCCCUCUAUAGAUAUAUCUCUACCAAGAGGAGGAGCAGGAGGAGAUGUAGAUGUUGAAGGACAUGCAGGAAAAGGAGGGAAAUUUGAAAUGCCUAAAUUUGAUGUGUCCUUGCCUAAAUUAAAACCAUCAGGAGGUGAAAUCAAUGUUGAGGGUCCCGAUAUCAAAGGUGGAAAGUUUCACAUGCCCUCUAUAGAUAUAUCUCUGCCAAGAGGAGGAGCAGGAGGAGAUGUAGAUGUUGAAGGACAUGCAGGAAAAGGAGGAAAAAUUAAAAUGCCUAAAUUUGAUGUAUCCUUGCCUAAAUUAAAACCAUCAGGAGGUGAAAUCGACAUUAAAGGUCCCGAUAUCAAAGGUGGAAAGUUUCACAUGCCCUCUAUAGAUAUCUCUCUACCAAGAGGAGGAGCAGGAGGAGAUGUAGAUGUUGAAGGACAUGCAGGAAAAGGAGGAAACAUUAAAAUGCCUAAAUUUGAUGUGUCCUUGCCUAAAUUAAAACCAUCAGGAGGUGAAAUCGACAUUGAAGGUCCCGAUAUCAAAGGUGGAAAGUUUCACAUGCCCUCUAUAGAUGUCACUCUACCAAGAGGAGGAGCAGGAGGAGAUGUAGAUGUUGAAGGACAUGCAGGAAAAGGAGGACAAUUUGAAAUGCCUGAAUUUGAUGUGUCUUUGCCUGAAUUAAAACCAUUAAGAGGUGAAAUCGACAUGGAGGGUCCCGAUAUCAAAGGUGGAAAGUUUCACAUGCCCUCUAUAGAUAUCUCUCUACCAAGAGGAGGAGCAGGAGGAGAUGUAGAUGUUGAAGGACAUCCAGGAAAAGGAGGAAAAUUUGAAAUGCCCAAAUUUGAUGUGUCCUUGCCUAAAUUAAAACCAUCAGGGGGUGAAAUCAAUGUUGAAGGUCCCGAUAUCAAAGGUGGAAAGUUUCACAUGCCCUCUAUAGAUAUCUCUCUACCAAGAGGAGGAGCAGGAGGAGAUGUAGAUGUUGAAGAACAUGCAGGAAAAGGAGGAAAAUUUAAAAUGCCUAAAUUUGAUGUGUCCUUGCCUAAAUUAAAACCAUCAGGAGGUGAAAUCAAUGUUGAAGGUCCCGAUAUCAAAGGUGGAAAGUUUCACAUGCCCUCUAUAGAUAUCUCUCUACCAAGAGGAGGAGGAGGAGACGUAGAUGUUGAAGGACAUGCCGGAAAAGGAGGAAAAUUUGAAAUGCCUAAAUUUGAUGUGUCCUUGCCUAAAUUAAAACCAUCAGGAGGUGAAAUCAAUGAUGAAGGUCCUGAUGUCAAAGGUGGAACGUUUCACAUGCCCUCUAUAGAUAUCUCUCUACCAAGAGGAGGAGCAGGAGGAGAUGUAGAUGUUGAAGGACAUGCAGGAAAAGGAGGAAAAUUUGAAAUGCCUAAAUUUGAUGUGUCCUUGCCUAAAUUAAAACCAUCAGGAGGUGAAAUCAAUGUUGAGGGUCCCGAUAUCAAAGGUGGAAAGUUUCACAUGCCCUCUAUAGAUAUCUCUCUACCAAGAGGAGGAGCAGGAGGAGAUGUAGAUGUUGAAGGACAUGCAGGAAAAGGAGGAAAAAUUAAAAUGCCUAAAUUUGAUGUGUCCUUGCCUAAAUUAAAACCAUCAGGACGUGAAAUCGACAUUGAAGGUCCCGAUAUCAAAGGUGGAAAGUUUCACAUGCCCUCUAUAGAUAUAUCUCUACCAAGAGGAGGAGCAGGAGGAGAUGUAGAUGUUGAAGGACAUGCAGGAAAAGGAGGAAAAAUUAAAAUGCCUAAAUUUGAUGUGUCCUUGCCUAAAUUAAAACCAUCAGGAGGUGAAAUCGACAUUGAAGGUCCCGAUAUCAAAGGUGGAAAGUUUCACAUGCCCUCUAUAGAUAUAUCUCUACCAAGAGGAGGAGCAGGAGGAAAUGUAGAUGUUGAAGGACAUGCAGGAAAAGGAGGACAAUUUGAAAUGCCUAAAUUUGAUGUGUCUUUGCCUGAAUUAAAACCAUCAGGGGGUGAAAUCGAGAUUGAGGGUCCUGGUAUCAAAGGGGGAAAGUUUCACAUGCCCUCCAUAGAUAUCUCUCUUUCAAGAGGAGGAGCAGGAGGAGAUCUAGAUGUUGAAGGACAUGCAGCAAAGGGAAGAAAAUUUGAAAUCCCUAAAGUUGAUGUUUCCUUGCCUAAAUUAAAACCAUCAGGAGGUGAAAUCAAUGUUGAGGGUCCCGAUAUCAAAGGUGGAAAGUUUCACAUGCCCUCUAUAGAUAUCUCUCUACCAAGAGGAGGAGGAGGAGGAGAUGUAGAUGUUGAAGGACAUGCAGGAAAAGGAGGAAAAAUUAAAAUGCCUAAAUUUGAUGUGUCCUUGCCUAAAUUAAAACCAUCAGGAGGUGAAAUCGACAUUGAAGGUCCCGAUAUCAAAGGUGGAAAGUUUCACAUGCCCUCUAUAGAUGUCUCUCUACCAAGAGGAGGAGCAGGAGGAGAUGUAGAUGUUGAAGGACAUGCAGGAAAAGGAGGAAAAAUUAAAAUGCCUAAAUUUGAUGUGUCCUUGCCUAAAUUAAAACCAUCAGGAGGUGAAAUCGACAUUGAAGGUCCCGAUAUCAAAGGUGGAAAGUUUCACAUGCCCUCUAUAGAUGUCUCUCUAGCAAGAGGAGGAGCAGGAGGAGAUGUAGAUGUUGAAGGACAUGCAGGAAAAGGAGGAAAAAUUAAAAUGCCUAAAUUUGAUGUGUCCUUGCCUAAAUUAAAACCAUCAGGAGGUGAAAUCGACAUUGAAGGUCCCGAUAUCAAAGGUGGAAAGUUUCACAUGCCCUCUAUAGAUGUCUCUCUAGCAAGAGGAGGAGCAGGAGGAGAUGUAGAUGUUGAAGGACAUGCAGAAAAAGGAGGACAAUUUGAAAUGCCUGAAUUUGAUGUGUCUUUGCCUGAAUUAAAACCAUUAAGAGGUGAAAUCGACAUGGAGGGUCCCGAUAUCAAAGGUGGAAAGUUUCACAUGCCCUCUAUAGAUAUCUCUCUACCAAGAGGAGGAGCAGGAGGAGAUGUAGAUGUUGAAGGACAUGCAGGAAAGGGAAGAAAAUUUGAACUGCCUAAAGUUGAUGUUUCCUUGCCUAAAUUAAAACCAUCAGGAGGUGAAAUCAAUGUUGAAGGUCCCGAUAUCAAAGUUGGAAAGUUUCACAUGCCCUCUAUAGAUAUCUCUCUACCAAGAGGAGGAGGAGGAGAUGUAGAUGUUGAAGGACAUGCAGGAAAGGGAAGAAAAUUUGAACUGCCUAAAGUUGAUGUGUCCUUGCCUAAAUUAAAACCAUCAGGAGGUGAAAUCAAUGUUGAAGGUCCUGAUGUCAAAGGUGGAAAGUUUCACAUGCCCUCUAUAGAUAUCUCUCUGCCAGGAACCACAGAUUGUAAUGCUAAGACCAAAGCUACUGGUGCCAAAAUUAGUGACUUAAAUGUACCUGAGUCCACUUUAAGUGGUAACAUCAAGCUGCCAACUGUGAAAAUACCAACUGUCGACAUAUCUGCUCCUAAAGUUGACCUGGACUUUACUCUUCCAAUGGCAAAGGGCCGUGAUAGAGACAAUAUUGAACUUCUCAAGGCGGAGAGUGGAAGACCGUCAUCCGGGGCAAGUUUUGAUAUUCCAGACGUCUCUGUAAAAAUGCCCAAAAUUUCACUCCCUAAAUUUGGCAGAAAAUUGAAAAGUGGAGACAAACUAGAACUAGAGAGUCCUGGCUUAUCUAUAGGCUUGGACAUAGAAAAAACAUCACCAUCAGUGGAAACUGAUGCCAAAAUGAAGUCCAAAAUCAAAAUGCCAUCCAUUGGAACAUCUGAAAAGGAUAUUGAAAUAAUUGGCCCUGAAGCUAAAAUGAAGAUAAAGGCAGACGCUGGAGAAAUUACAAAACCUGAAAUCAGAGUGGAGGGUCCUGAUGACAAGGUCAGAUACAAGCUCAAAUUCCCCAAAUUCAAGACACCUACUCCAAAAGCAAAGCUCAAAGAUGUAGAAAUAGAUAUGCCUGCAGUGGGUAACAAAGGAAAGGUCAAAAUGCCAGCAGUUGAGAUAUCAUUGCCAACAGCAAAUAUUCCAGAAUGUGAGGUAUUGCUUCCAAAAACUGAGGUUGAUGUAUCUGAAGCAGAUAUCAGAGGUUAUGAGGGCAGUUUAAAAAUUCCUAAGAUGCCAACUAUUGGCAUAUCAGUUCCAAAAGUUGAUUUAGAUGUUUCCUUGCCUAGGGUAAAACUUCAUAAACCAGAAGACUCAAAAUCUUCUGACUUAAACAUUGAUAGUAAUAGAGGUAUGGUAAAUUUCCCCCAUGUUAAAAUCCCCAAAGUAGACCUUUCACUUCCACAUGGAAAAACAGGAGACACAGGUAUUCAUGAGGUGGAGAUUGGAAAGAGGGGUAAAUUAAGAAUGCCAGAAGUGGAAAUAUCAUUACCUCAUGUGAAAAAUGACACAUCUAGCGCUGACAUUGAAAUUAAAGGUGAAAAAAUUGCAGUGCCUGAUGUUGAUAUAUCUUUGCCUCGUGGAAAAACAAAAGAAACUGAUUAUCCUGAUUCAGAAUCUGGAGCUAAAGGAAGUAAAUUAAAAAUGCCAGACAUCACAGUGCCUAAGAUAGAUUUAUCGCUACCUCGCGGAAGCAAAGGAGAAAGUCAUGCACCAGAUUCAGAACUAGAAGGUGGAAAAUUAAAGAUGCCAACAGUUGAUAUAUCCUUUCCUAAAAUAAAAUCUAAAGAGGUUGCUCCAGAACUUCAGCCUGGUGAAGUAAAAGGUAAAGUCACGGUCCCUGGAAUUAAACUACCAACAGUAGAUAUCUCAUUACCUCAUGGUAAAAUAGAAGACAUUGAUACUCUUGAACUGGGAGCGUGUGGCAAAGAAGGGAAAUUCAAAUCGCCUAAUAUCAAAAUUCCAAAAGUAGAUAUAUCAUUAGAAGGACAACAAGAGAAUACAGAAAAAACAGAGAUCAGAAAACAAGGUGGAAACUUUGAAUUACCAAAAAUAGCAAUGCCUAAAGUGGAUAUAUCAUUACCCUAUGGCAAAACGGGCGACACUGGGGCUUCAGGAUCUGUGAAAGUAAAAGGUGGACAACAUAAAAUGCCUGAUAUUAAGAUACCACAGGUAGACAUAUCAUUACCAAAAGGUAAAACUGGAGAGUUUGAUACUAAAGAAGUAGAAUCUGGAGGAGGGGGUGGAAAAUUCACUGUGUCAAAUGUUAAAAUCCCAAAAGUAGAUAUAGUAAUGUCAAGUGAUGCAGACAAGUCAGUUCCUUCUACUGAUGCAGGACUUAAAGAUGCACAUAAAGAGGGUAAAAAGAUGAGGAUGCCAACUACAUAUAUAGAGGAACCUAAUGUGGAUCUAGAGUUGGAUCUUGGCUUAUCGAAAAAAGGAAAAAAUAAUAAAAAGAAGACUAAACUUCCAGAAAUUGAUCUUAGCCCCACUGCACCAAAAGAAAAAAGAAAAGGACCAAAAGUUAAAGGUUCAAAAUUUAAUAUUGGAAUGCCAAAAGUAAAAGUAUCUGCAUUAGAAAUUGACAUAACCAAGCCUGGAAAAAAGGAUGCAAACUUGACAGCUGAUUUACCAGCACCAAAGAUUCCCGAACUUGACUUUGACAUUGAGACUGCCCAAGUUGACACUAAUCACUCUGAAGAAGAUAAAAAGCAGAUGGGUAAAGUCAAAAUUCCAAAGUUUGGGAUACCUCUGCCAUCUUUAAGUUCACCUGAAGUUAACAUCACAUCAUCUCGGGCAAAAGGUCACUCUGUAAACGUAGACUCUGAGGUAGACUAUGAGGGCCCACGUAUGCCAAAAGUAACAAAAGCUGUAUUUGUUAUGGUGAAUCCGCAAACCGAGAGCACUGCUAGUGUAGGUGGUGAAGCAAGUGCAGAAAUUGGAGAUGAGAAGCUCAAGCUGGCAAAGAAAAAAAUGAAGUCGAGUUUUGGCAAGUCUCAAUCAAAUGAAAAGGGGAAUGCAGUAAAUUUGGAACAGGAGGUUGAAACUGAAGGGAAGUCAAAAACUGGUAAGCUUAAAUUACCCAAAGUCACAUUUUCAUCUGGGCAGAGAGGAUCGUUUGAUGUAACACCAAGCGGGUCUGAUGAUGGAACAAGCCUAAAUGGUGACAAAGAUGAAAAAGCAAUGUUUGGAAAGCUGAAAUUGCCCAAAUUGGAGUUUUUCUCACCCUACUCAAAAGAGACGGUUCAGGAAGAGGAAAUGGAAACAAGCAUGACACGUCUCGAGAAGGAGACCUCGGGGGAAAGCAAGGAGACAAAGACAAUAUCAGGCACAGUGAGAGAGACUGAUACUUUAGUAUAUUCAAAAGCAAGGACUGAAAUGCUAGCAGAACGGGAGGGAUCCGAGUCCCCAAUAGCUACAGUAUCAGCUGCGUUUGUCUCCGUAAAGAAGAGUGAAGAAAGACAGGAAACAACAUGUUUCAAAGUACCCAAGUUUACCCUUAGUCCCCAUUCUACUGGCAUCCUUCACAUCACACCAGAAAGCUCUCCGAAAGGAAGCAAGUCCUCUCUUCAUUGCUCUAGUGAGGAAGCCUCUGGAGGUUUCUAUGUGAAGAUGCCAAGCGUUGAAUAUUUGACCCAUGAAAUGUCCUCAGAGCAUCUGAUUACUAAAACAGAGGGAACUCUUACAGUAGUGACUAAGACAACAAAGUAUACAGAAACAAAAAGUAGCAGUUCGAAACAGUAAGCAUCUCAGUUACAGAACAAGACAUACAGUUGGAAGUGGAAUAAUAUAUAGGCCAUAUCAAUAUUUUUAUAGGUGGCAAUUAUUUCAGUAUAAUUUAUUAUUUCUAUUUUUUUCUUUGUUUGCUUAAAUAAUAAUAAUAAGAAAAACAUAUGCAUAAGGAAAAUGUUGCAACAAAAAGAGUAUUAUUAAAUCACUGUAGACUUAUUUUCAUGUUUUGUAACUUGCCACUCAGUAUGACACUUUGAAUUGAUAUAUCUGUAAAGAUUUUUCUCUGAUUAAUCACAUUUUGUUGUAGAUAAGAAACAUACAACAUAGGCACAAAUCUGUGCAAAACAGACAGAUACAGACAUUUAGACAUAUUACUUUUAUUUUAGUUUUUGCUUAUGCUUUUAUUGUGCAGUCUUAUCACAGUACGCCAUUUAAAUUGUAGAAUUUUACAGCAUUUUGGAAAUAUUGCUUUGCUUUUUUGAUGCCUGGUUUGUCUAUGUGGUUUUUUGGUUGUUGUUAUGGAAUUCUGUUUAUUUUAGAUACUAUUAGAAAUACAUGUACUAUUUUUACAUAUUUAUAUGCAUGAUCUGUACAGAUAGGACUCUAAAAAAAAAGAAACCUGUGAUGUUGAGUUUUUUUUGUGAUACAUAUUUUUGUCAUAAAUUCAAAUAUACAUUUUUUUCCAUCAGAUUUUCUAAGGAUUGUGAUAUGCUGUACCAGAUUGCCUUUCUCUGUUUGAAAACACUGAGUGUGAAAAAAAAAUGCAUUUCCUUUUUAAAAUGAACUCUUGUGUUGAUGGAUUUAGCCUACAUGCUAGGAAUAUGUAUAUGUAUAUUAUAUUUAAGGCAGGUUUCAGUACUGAACUGCAUGUUUGUAAUGUGUUGCUUUUCUGAAACAGUCAUUUAGAUGAUGCUUAUCUCCAUCUAAUGCAAAAAUAGAAUACUCAAAUAAAAUAUUAACAUUUUAA